GCCUUCGCCGUCCUGCUUCUGGCGGUGCAGGUCAUUGCCCUCCCGGUAACAAAUGAAAUGAAUAAAGGAGAUUCGCAGGUGAUGAAGUGCAUUGUAGAGGUUAUUUCUGAUACUCUGUCAAAGCCAAUUCUUCCAUGAUCUCAUGAAAUAUUGAAACCUUCUGUUGCAGAUGAAAGGAUCAUUUCAAUCCUUCGUCACCAAAAUUUAUUGAAGGAGCUUCAAGAACUUGCAGUUCAAGGGGCCAAUGAAAGAACCUGGCAGCAGAAGAAAAACAGUGGCUUUGAAGAUGAACUUUCAGAAGUCCUUGAAAGCCAGAAUGACAAGACCAUGCAAAGAGAUAAAUCAAGGGAAAUUGCUACAGAGGAGCCAACAGUCUCGUUUGCUGAGCUGGAGGCAGAGAGGAGCCAGCAGAACUAUGAGAGGGAGGAGUCAAAGGAUGAAGAAAAAGAGUCGAGGCCGCGUGAAGCUGGCCCUGAAGACAUCAAGGAGAAUGGAGAGGAAUCUGAGGGCAACGAGGUCAGUGAGGCUGAAGACUCGACAAGGGAAGACACUUUAAACAACCCCAUCAAUGACAGCCUCCAAGAGGAUGAGCCUUCUGAGCACAAACUCCAAGAGGCUGGAGAGAAGCAGCCUGAAGAACCCAGCAGAAGUCAGGAACUUCUAGCAGAGAAGAAGCAGAUUUCCAAAGUGGGCCAGGACGAGAGCCAAGAAGAGGAAGAGGAGACCCUACAUGAGCAUGCUGAGGAAGAGGAUGCCGGGAGAAGCACGCUGGAAGAUGAGCAGCCUACAGAAGCAGAUAGGAUACUUGGCUCAGCUGGGGAUGAGACUGAGGGGACUCCCCGGGAAAGUGAUAACAAAGAUGCUUUGGGCUUUGGCCAAGGUCUGAAGAGCUCUGAAGAGGAAGAGAAAUCCCUUGGAGUUAAAGGAGGGCGGCAUGGAUCAGAGGAUGAAGCAAUGCAGGUGGAGGACUCCUUCCACCUAAGGGACAUCAAAAGCGGGGAAGUGGAGGAAGAGCCCUUAAGAGAAUGGGAAGACUCCAAAAGAUGGAACAAAAUGGAUGAGCUGGCCAAACAGCUGACAUCCAAGAAGCGCACAGAGGAAAAUGACAGUGGCGAAGACCCAGAUAGGUCCAUGAAAAUAUCCUCCAGGUCCCAUAAGUAUGACUUCCGUAACCCAGACGAGGAUAUGAGAAGAUCAUGGAAGCAUCAUACAAAGGAGGACAGCAGCGAAGCAGGGUUUCCGCUGGCUGCCAUGCCUGAAGAAAAGAAGGAUGAAGAAGGAAGUGCCAACAGAAGAACAGAGGACCAAGAAUUGGAAAGCCUGGCAGCUAUAGAAGCCGAACUAGAGAAAGUCGCCCACAAGCUCCAUGAAUUGAGGCGGGGCUGAAGUUUCCCCUACGUAUGAGUAACAUGAGCAAAAGCCAGAAAUGAAGUCCUCUUUUGACACUGCAUUUAAGUUACCAAUUCAAAAAGUAAACAAAAAAAUAAAGACGGAGUAGAAGCAUUUUGUUGAGGAAGCCAAAAUUGCUAGGAAAUGACAGGCUUGCCCUCUUUGCAGUAGCGUUAAACUCAUCAUUGGCUUCUUCCUUGAUUUUGUGCUCCCGUAGCUGCUUUGGUUCUCUCUUGUACCCUUUGGAUAAUUGUAUCCCAAGCAGUGUGACUUACUCAUGUAUUUUCUGUUUGUUUGGGGUUUUCUUUUUUAAAGACAGCUUUCUAGAAUGUCUUACUUCUACUGUUAGAGUCACUGGAUAAAACUGCAAUAACUUCUCUUUUGAUUAAAAGCUGAGAACUCUGUAAUAUAUUCUAUAUAAAAAUUUAUCUAAGGAAAAAUAAAACUGAUGGGUUCCUUCCUUUGCCUUUUG
Molecule: messenger RNA, 1861 nt
Organism: Pelodiscus sinensis (Chinese soft-shelled turtle)
Lineage: Eukaryota; Metazoa; Chordata; Testudines; Trionychidae
Source: RefSeq, a predicted model, not a curated record